UUUUGUUAGCAUUACCGAAUGAACAAACGCGGCAAAGAUGUCUUCUGUUUACUUGAAAUUUCCCCGUCGAGCGCCUCUUUGUUUACUGUGUAGGACACCAAUCAGCCUUGAUAGCUUUGUGGGAUAUGGUUAAGAAAAUGCAGAUUAUAAAAGACUACAGUCGUCAGAACAUGUGCCACGAUAGCAAUACCUCUACAUAUUUCCAAAGAUCUUUGCACAUAUAUAAUGGCUACAAACCAUAUGAUAUACAAUGACAUCUGACCUUGUGCUGAAGAAAUGGAAUUCAAAAACAUUAUUACAAGAAAACUGAUUGGAAUCAACUUGAUGUAAAGGUCAAUGUCUUUAUAUAUUUUGGCGCAGUGGAAUUGUAUGAUAACUAUGUCGAAUUUGUAAGCACAGUCCUAAUUUGGGGAGGCUUAUAUAAACUUAUGUCAAAACAACUGUCUGUCUUGAAGAAAAUUAGUUCUUCAAAUCUAGCCUGAAGAGCAUUCCAUUUAACUUUGAAGUGUUCAAACACCUUGCGAUUAAUUCAAAAGUUGGAAUUAUGAUAUUUAAGAUAAAUAUGUAUUACAUCUGAACGCCGGUCGAAGUUACCUACUAGUAUGCAUGACAUUAUUUUGAGAAAUAAUCUUGAAAAACUCGUUUAUUUUUGCUAUAUUUGUAUAACAGUUAAAACGAAGUGUAGGGCAUGCAUAAAUUGAUAUUUGAAGUGGCAACAGGUUGAACAAGUUUUGUAGAAUUGGUUGGAAAACCGGGCAUACUAUAUAAACAGUAAACAUUUCGAGCGCACUGUUGUUAUCUCAUGUGUCAGAAAGUAUAUUCAGACCAGGAGGAAAAUGGAUCAAAACCAGUAUCCUUAUAUUCGUCGAAAAAGGUUUUGUUUCCCUGUCUGUGCCUUCUUGGAAUAGUUAGAGACACCGGAAAGAAACCAUAUCCUGUGCGUUCAACAAAGGAAUACCUGAUGAAUGACCAUUUGUCACAGGAGGUGUCACAAGAGCAAGCUGGUACUGAUAGGAGUGAAUUUGCGUUUUCAAGUGGAUUGUCCAUACCGGUCACUACUGACCAAGCGUCAAGGUCAAGUGUCGGUGACCGCGAACAUGCAUCGCACAAUGGUUACCGCUUGAAUGAAAACAUUGAACAUGUUCACCAUGGGAGACAAGAAAAUGGAAGACAAGUUGAAGAACUGAGAAAUGAUCGUACAAACAUUUCUGCCAUUUCUACCCCGCCCAGACAUCCGGAUUAUGUAGAAUACAGUGAUAGGCUAAGAACAUACGCUAGGUGGACACACAGGAAACCUGAUCCGCCUUCAUUGACCGGGGCUGGAUUCUUUUUUACUAAUGAUGGAGACCUUGUGCGGUGUUACCAAUGUGGCAUCGGGCUGAAAGACUUCUGCGAAGAAGACGAGCCUUUGAAAGAGCACGUGAGGCAUUCUGGGAAUUGUCCUUAUCUACAGCAGCAUCUAGGAGCAGCACAGCUGGCAGAAUUAAAGAGACAACUUCAGACAGAAGAUCCUGAGUAUAACAGGCAAAUGCAAUGGAAUGCCCGGCACACGCUUGAUCCUACGACAACUAAUUAUCGGCACCCUGAAUAUCAAACACUGCAGUCACGCUUGUCAUCGUUCAGUUCCUGGCCUCAACACAUGAUACAGACCCCACAGCAAUUAGCAGACGCUGGAUUGUAUUAUACAGGUUGCGAAGAUCGCGUGCGUUGUUUUGCCUGUGACGGCGGACUUCAGCGCUGGGACCCGGAUGAUGACCCGUGGACGGAGCAUUGUCGCUGGUUCCCAGCCUGCCCUUUUGCGAGACAACAGAAGGGUGAUGAAUAUAUCGCUGUGAUUCAAGCAGCCGUUGCAUAUGAAAAUCAGGGAAAUGGUGCACAGUUGGGUGACCGAGGUCUAUCAGGUGCGAUGGAGCAAAUGGUACUUAGGGAACCAGAAUACAUAGCUGCUAUGAACGAACACAGGGAUGCAUGUGUAGAGAUGGGGUACCAGCUAGAGGAUUUCAAUGAGGCUGUACACGAACUUAGAAACAGAGGUAGCAUAAAGCCAACCAUUGAGGAAGUUAUUGAUGCAAUCGAAGUUAUCAAAGCGAGAAGAGUACAAGAGGAAGCGUUACAGGCCAUACAAAAUGAAACGCCAGCUGAAGAAAACCAACGUUUGAAGAAUUUUAUCAUUUGUAUGAAGUGCCGUAGGAAUAACGUCAAUGUUCUGUUCUUGCCGUGCACGCAUCACCGUAUGUGCAUGGAGUGUGCGGAUCCAUUGACCCGGUGCCCUGUCUGCGAUAAAAUUAUACGACAGAAAAUACGGACAUACUUGGCGUGAAUCAUGAAACAUGUGUGGCUUAAUGGUAAUCAAUGGGACAUUCAAACAUGCAAAAAACUGGACCUUUUUCCGGAUCUGUUGAAUAUGUGUUUCUGUAAAGCAUUUUCUUUAGUAGAUUCUACUGGUUAUUCCUCCAAGUGGGAAACAUGGUUUUGUAAAGCAACUGUAUUUCUAAGUUCUUAAUGUCCUUUCAUUAUCAUGAUCUGAAAUGGUGGUUUACUGAGGUAGUAUUGUCUUGUUAUGAUGUUUUCUGGAUGCAGUGUUUUUAAUGUUGGUUUAUGGUUGAUGUUUAGGUGCUGAUAAACAUUACACAAAAGAUGGAUGUUGAAAGACUUAAUUAUUGGAAAUUUAUGUUAUAUGAAUGAGGACAUAAAGAUCUAUGACGAAUCAAAGAUUGAAACGACGUUACAACAACAAGGUUAUGGUCACCACAUUCUGCCAAUAACAGUUCGAUUAAAGUGCAUGCCAGUUUAUUUAGACAGGUUAGUAUUAUCGCUUUAUCUUGAUGCUAAAUGCAAAGGAAACAUUCCUGACAGCUGCUAAAGACUGUAUGACAUGAGUGACUGACUAAUCGGCUGUGGUACAGUCAGCAUUGCAGAAGUAUUAGUAUCUAAAGAAAAUAAUAGAAGAAUUUUAAGGACGGCACAGUCAAAGCCUUCCUGAUGAUAAAAGCAAGCCUUAAGUGCAUGAUUCACACUUGCACCUUGUGAUUUCCGUUUAACUGAUGUAUUUGAUGUGAAUAAAGAAAACACAUGACACCAAUGGUCGGUAGUGAGAAGUUUACGCCCAACAUUACUACAGCUGUCUUGUGAUAUACAGUAUGUUGAUGAAUCGGUAUUUUCUGGACACGUUUCAGUAGUAAUUAUGGAAAGUGCAAAACUAACUAAUGGUAUUAGCUCACAUGUACGUUGUGAUCGCCUUAUGUCCUUUGCCUUUUCGUUUCCGUCGGUCUAUACUUUGUAAACCACUUCCUGCCUGGAAGACUUUUCGAUUUCGGAUAAAACUUAAUGCAAGAGAUCCUGAUGGUUCAGAAAUGAAAACUUGUUAAAUUGUUUGCGAUUUUCUUACAUUUUGAUUGCCAUAGCAAUUGUUUGAUUAACUAAAAUAUUCGUCUCUGAAACUGCCCGGCAAAAUUGAAUAUAAUAAUACAGAAAUACUACUCAUAAGGAAGAUGCAUUUCAAAACUAUAACGAAAGAUUUUAUUCACUGAAUACAUAAACGCAAGGGUAACAUUUGUAGACUAUUUAGAAAAAAAUGUCACGUCUAUCAUUGACCAGCAGUUCUUUCGAGUCAAAUUCAGAAUCGCCACAGGAUUAAUGUCUUACAGGCUGUAAUAAAUAGAAAACUUUAAAAUCGCAUAUUUGAAACAGCAGUACAGAUCUUCUUCAUAUUUGUAAUUAAGUAUCCUUAAAUGAAGUUCUUUCGGGUAUUUUGAAUCAAGACGUUGGUUCCUUUUUUACCCAACACAAUGGGCAAUCAGUUUUUAUUCUGAUAAUUUCAACAGUCUUCUCCUAAACGUGCAAGGUCUUUACCGUAGAGCAAAUGCUAGUCUUCUUUAAUGUGAAAAGUUUAUGAGCAUCACUGGGGUUUUGUUAUUGUACACCCCCCCUCCCGACAACAAAGUUGUAAGGGGGGUAUACUGGUUUCAGGCUGUCUGUCUGUCCGUCUGUCCGUAGACGCAAUCUUGUGCGCACCAUCUCUCCUUAUCCCCUUGACAGAAUUUAAUGAAACUUCACACAAGUGAUCAGUACCAACAGUAGUUGUGCAUGGGCCAUGUAAGGUUCUUUUAGGAAAAAAAAUUUGCAGAGUUAUGGGACUUUGUUUUUUUGUUAUUAUACUAUAUACAUAGACACAAUCUUGUGCGCACCAUCUCUCCUCAUCCCCUUGACACAAUUUAAUGAAACUUCACACAAGUGAUCAGUACCAACAGUAGUUGUGCAUGGGGCAUGUAAGGUUCUUUUAGAAAAAAAAAUUGCAGAGUUAUGGGACUUUGUUUUUUUGUUACUAUACUAUAUACAUAGACACAAUGUCCUGCGCACCAUCUCUCCUCAUCCCAUUGACACAAUUUAAUGAAACUUCACACAAGUGAUCAGUAACAACAGUAGUUGUGCAUGGGGCAUGUUAGGUUCUUUCAGCGACAAAAAUUGCAGAGUUAUGGUACUUUGUUUCUUGUUAACAUACUAUGUACAUACAGUCUGCAUAUGCAAUCUUGUGCGUGCCUAAUCUACCAAACCCUUGCACACAAUUUAAUGAAACUUCACACAAGUGAUCAGUACCAACCCUGGUUGUGCAUGGUGCAUGUUACAUUCUUUUCGAUAAAUAUUCUGCAUAGUUAUGGGACUUUGUUUUUUGUUACUAUACUGUAUACAUACAGUCUAUAUACAUAGUCCACAUAAUUAUGCAAUAUUGUGUGUGUCAAAUUGCAAUGUACUGUGUCAGUGCAUGCGAGGGAGGGGGGGGGGGGGUACAUUCAUCACCUUUAGUGAUAGCUCUAGUUAACAAAUGUUGUGGAAAGCAUCUCUCUUCAUAUUUAAGCUGUUGCACAGAUUGUCAGCACAUUUCAUCAAAAGUAUUUGUAUAUGAAUCCUGCUUGCGUUUGUUAAAGUCAUAGCUAUUGGUGAGCGUUAUAUCUUAAGGGCCAUUCUAUGUACUUUCCGAUUGUUGUUUAUAACUUUGUGUUCUUUUUUUCCAUAUCAUUGUACAUUGAGACUUAAAAUUGAAAUUGUUUAUUGCAAGUAUUAUAUUUAAGCUGCGCUUCAAAAGUCAUGCAAUAUUUUUUCGUUGAAGAACAUAUGGAUGUCUAACAGUAUAAAUGAUAUGAAUAAAAUCAACUGAAUGACUGUAAGAAAGGGAGGCUUUUAAAGUGAGCAAAUAUGCUGAUUUGAUUGCACUAUUUCGGACGACAAAAAGUCAGAAAAUAACAAAUGUGUAUCGAUAGGACUAAAUUGUUUUUUAUACUUGUAGCAUGUGUAAAUGUUGAGUUCUGCUCAACCCGGUGUUGAAGUGCGCGAACGGUAGCAUUCUUUUCCACUACCAUCGAUGGGCAGGCUCUAUCAAACUUUCGUUUUUUGUGGUGUUGAGCGACCUGUUAAGUAACCACUUUUUAUUUCAUGAUCCUUAGUCAAAAAUGUUUAUAUGUUCGACAAAAAAUAUAUGUUCUUUUAUGUAUAUUUAUGACUAAGUUAAGGGCCAUAACUUUAGUCUGGCUGAAUGAAAUCUCUAACAAAACUCCAGGUGCACAAUUUCAUUCGCGACUGUUUCGUAAUUUUACGUAGAAUACUUUCUAAGAUACGUGCGGCACAAACUUUCAGGCACUUUCUUGCAUAAAAUAUCAGCUCGAGCUCUGCUCAACCCGGGGCUAGAGGGCGUGGACAGUAGCAUGCAUUUCUGCUAUCGUCCUUGCACAGGCUCAAUCAAAUCGGGCCUGCAACAUUUUCGUUCAUGACGUGUUAGGCGUACUGUGGUUUUCCACUUUUUUGUAUGUUUGACUAUUCAAGGACCAUAACACUGGUCUGGCAGUGUGAGAUUUCAUUUAAAAUACCAGGUGAACAAUUUCACUUGCUGAAUUGUGUGAGGUUUGAUGACGCUUGGCCAAAAACUGUUCGGGGUAUGCACGACACAAAUACGGACGGAAAGACGGACGGACCAGAGCAAUACAAUAUAUAAAAUAUCUCUUAUAUUAAAGUGACUUUACGUCAAACGUCUGAUAUACAGGACAAGUUUUAUGAAUUUCUUGUUAAUAUAAUGAAAACUCAGUUUCAGUGUACCAGUAUUACGUAUAAACAUAAGUUUUUAGAUUAGAUAUGAUAUUUAAAAGUGUAUAUCAAACAAUGUUUUAUGCUUGUCUAUCAAUUUUAUUCCAUAAUGCGCUCAAUUGGCUCAAUCAUUCAUAUUUACAUAUGUUUUUGUUUUGAAUAUUUGUAAUAAUUCAAUGUAAUACUAUAUAUAGAUAAUAAAUGUCUAAAGUAUA
Mercenaria mercenaria is the source of this 6290-nucleotide messenger RNA. Its product is annotated as baculoviral IAP repeat-containing protein 7-B-like. The coding region runs from base 803 to 2320 and encodes 505 amino acids. Gene Ontology annotation, biological process: regulation of cell cycle. NCBI's taxonomy places the organism in Eukaryota, Metazoa, Mollusca, Bivalvia, Venerida, Veneridae. Gene Ontology annotation, cellular component: cytoplasm; spindle microtubule; nucleus. The record is from RefSeq and is a predicted model, not a curated record. The transcript is spliced from 9 exons.